AGUUGGAAGCAGACAGGCAGGAUUGGGGGCUUGUGCGGGGGAGAAAAAUGCAAGAGUGAAGUCUUUGAAACAUGUAUGGCGACCCGGGGGCUCCCAGAAACGGCACCUCAGGUCUGAGGCCAUGAACGCGAGCGGCGAGGGCGACAGCUUCUCAGGGUCGGUGCAAAUCCCCGGAGGCACCACGGUCCUGGUAGAGCUGACGCCAGACAUCCACAUCUGCGGUAUCUGUAAGCAGCAGUUCAGCAACCUGGAUGCCUUCGUAGCUCACAAGCAGAGCGGCUGCCAGCUGACCAGCACGCCGGUGACAGCCCCCAGCACGGUCCAGUUUGUGUCGGAGGAGACAGUGCCUGCUACCCAGACCACCACAAGGACCAUCAGUUCGGAGACACAGACCAUCACAGUUUCAGCUCCAGAAUUCGUCUUUGAACAUGGCUAUCAAACUUAUCUGCCCACGGAGAGCAACGAAAACCAGACAGCCACCGUGAUCUCGCUCCCCGCCAAGACACGUGCCAAGAAGCCCACCACGUCCCUUGGGCAGAAGAGACUGGGCUGCUGCUAUCCAGGUUGCCAGUUCAAGACUGCCUACGGCAUGAAGGACAUGGAGCGCCACCUGAAAAUCCACACAGGUGACAAACCCCACAAGUGCGAGGUGUGCGGGAAGUGCUUCAGCCGGAAGGACAAGCUGAAAACGCACAUGCGCUGCCACACGGGCGUCAAGCCCUACAAGUGCAAGACGUGCGACUACGCAGCGGCCGACAGCAGCAGCCUCAACAAGCAUCUGCGCAUCCACUCGGACGAGCGGCCCUUCAAGUGCCAGAUCUGCCCCUACGCCAGCCGCAACUCCAGCCAGCUCACCGUGCACCUGCGCUCGCACACGGCCUCUGCACUAGAUGACAAAGUCCCGAAACCAUCGGACCUCGCUGCUGAAGACAGUGACACCCAGCAGACCCCUGCUGUCUCGCUACCCUCAGAAGCAAAGGAACAAACGGGCACCCUCGGAGAGAGGACCUUUAACUGCUGCUACCCAGGUUGUCAUUUCAAAACCAUUCACGGCAUGAAAGAUUUGGACCGCCACGUGAGAAUCCACACAGGCGACAAGCCGCACAAGUGUGAGUUCUGUGACAAGUGCUUCAGCAGGAAGGACAACCUGACUAUGCACAUGCGCUGCCACACGAGCGUGAAGCCACACAAGUGCCACCUAUGCGACUAUGCAGCUGUGGACAGCAGCAGCCUCAAGAAGCACCUGCGCAUCCACUCGGACGAGCGGCCUUACAAGUGCCAGCUCUGCCCCUACGCCAGCCGCAACUCCAGCCAGCUCACCGUGCACCUGCGCUCGCACACAGGGGACACCCCCUUCCAGUGCUGGCUCUGUAGCGCCAAGUUCAAAAUCAGCUCGGAUCUGAAGCGCCACAUGAUCGUUCACUCGGGGGAGAAGCCUUUCAAAUGCGAGUUCUGCGAUGUCCGCUGCACCAUGAAGGCGAACCUCAAGUCGCACGUCCGCAUCAAGCACACCUUCAAGUGUCUGCACUGUGCGUUCCAGGGCCGGGACCGGGCGGACCUGCUGGAGCACAGCCGACUGCAUCAGGCUGACCACCCCGAGAAAUGCCCCCAGUGCAACUACUCCUGCUCCAGCCCGGCCGCCCUGCGCGUGCACAGCAGGGUCCACUGCAAAGACCGGCCCUUCAAAUGUGACUUCUGCAGCUUUGACACAAAGCGGCCCAGCAGCCUGGCCAAGCACAUGGACAAAGUGCACAGGGAAGGGACCAAGACGGAGAACAGGGCCCCGCAGGGGCAGGGCAAGGGUGGGCCACAGGAGAGCGGCCCCCACCACGUGGCCCAGAUUAUCACCCAGAGGGCCUUCCAGUGUGACAAGUGUGGCGCCUCCUUUGUCAGGGACGACUCUCUGAGGUGCCAUCGGAAGCAGCACAGCGACUGGGGUAAGAAUAAGAACUCGAACUUGGUCACUUUCCCCUCAGAAAGCGUUGCUUCGGGGCAGCUCAGUCCGCUGGUCUCUGUGGGGCAGCUGGAGAGCACCCUGGAGCCCAGUCAUGACCUCUAGAGCAGCGUGAGUGGUCUUAGGCAUCUGAACAACGCUGGUGCCAGCCCCUCGUGGUGACACCAUGAGGAGGACCCCUUGUCUUCUCCUCUAGAGUUGGCAGCCCCAACCAGCCUCCAGCAGCGGAGCAGCUGACCCAGGAGGGCAGAGGUGCCAAAGGGAGGCCACAGAGACGAUUGCCCACGGUCCAGCUGCCUCCUUGGAUGAUGCACUGUGGCUUGGGUCAUUCGAAGGUGGGAGCCACUAAGCACGCCUCUGCCCCGUUGGGGAGAGUUGCUCUGCGUGGAUUGUGGUUUGAAACUGACUGGUCUCUGGCGGAGUUAUUAAGCUGGCAAACCCAGAACACCGCAUCUAAACUGAGCUGUGGGGGGAAAGGAGUCGGUGCUCCAUCAGGGUAUAGGUAAAGCUCUUUCUUGAGUAUGACUGUUAGUGUUGGCCUUAUACAU
Molecule: messenger RNA, 2502 nt
Organism: Chionomys nivalis (European snow vole)
Lineage: Eukaryota; Metazoa; Chordata; Mammalia; Rodentia; Cricetidae
Gene: Zfp64
Product: ZFP64 zinc finger protein
Exons: 9
Coding region: 122-2059 (645 amino acids)
Biological process (GO): regulation of gene expression
Cellular component (GO): nucleus
Source: RefSeq, a predicted model, not a curated record